Molecule: messenger RNA, 1282 nt
Organism: Wallemia mellicola CBS 633.66
Lineage: Eukaryota; Fungi; Basidiomycota; Wallemiomycetes; Wallemiales; Wallemiaceae
Exons: 2
Coding region: 1-1065 (354 amino acids)
Molecular function (GO): protein binding
Source: RefSeq, a predicted model, not a curated record
AUGAAAUUAGCAGAAGCGACGAAUUUUAAUCAAAUUUUGAGAUUUUUAUCUUGGUCUCCUUCAGGCGCUCAGCUUGUUUUCAACAAUGAUUCCCAUCAGUUGAUAGUGUCUGAGUUCAUAAACAACACUAUUAUUAUAAAAAACGUUAUUAAAUGCUCAACUCCAAUCCUAUGCUCUCGUAUUCACUCAAUAAACUAUUACAAUUGGGAGUUACUUCCUAUCUUUAUCAGCAGUCGUCAUAAACCGAUACAGCUGUUAGACGGAUACACAAAUAAAACUCACUCACAUUACCCGAUAGUUGAUAAAGACGAGUUUGCUACCCCCUUUGACCUUUAUGAGUACAACAACAGUCUUAUCGCAAGUCACAACUCCUCGAUCACUUUUUUUAAUAUAAAUGACCCAAAUACACAAGAAGAAGUUAAAUUGUCGCCUACUAAAGCUUCAAAAAACACUCAGCAUGGUAUUAUAUCCUCUAUAGACAUCAAUUCUACUUACCUUGCAUGCGCUUCUUUGUCAAGGUCUUUAGGAAUAUACUCAUUACUUAAUUACCAAUUGGAGUUGCUCUUGACGCACCUCCCUCAAUCUGUAAUACAACUCAAAUGGAUCAACGACAAUCUUAUUGCUCUCAACUUUAGAAACCACGACUACAUCCUUAUCUACGACGUAAAUGACUUAUCUGAGCCUGUUAAUAGUCUACAUCGAUUAGGUAGUACAAAUCAGAAUAUAUACUUUCACAUAAAAGACAACUGGCUGAGUGUUGGUGACACCAAUGGACAGGUUCUAUUUUAUGAUCUGGGGAGCCUCUCCCUAGAUGGUAGUAUAAUACAGCCUACGCAUUCUUUCGCUGUUGCAAAUGAUGUCGUAAGUUGCGUCGCUUUUCAUCCAUUCGUCAAUAUGCUCGCAGUAUCCAGUGGGUCUAGACAUAUCGGUGAAGAUAGCGAUUCAGAGGACUCAGAAGACGACACCCAGUCAAUCAAAUCAGACGACCAAGUCGAGAAGGUUCUCUCUGAAGAGAAAUUUGCAUCACAAUUGAUGUUAUUUCACGUAGACUUCCUUUAUUCUUAAUAACUUGCAAAUAUACGCAUCAAAGUGUCUCGCAGGUGUGGACAUCCUUUACUCUCCAUAACUUGCAAAAAUAUGCAUCAAAAUGUCUUACAGCUCAUGUCUUACAGUUCCUCGUCUUCAGUCAUCUCCUCGUGUAAUAAUCUAAAUUAUUGUGUACAUUAGUAUAAAGUGACAUGUAAAUAUUUGUAUUAACAUACCUAUGAAUAGUGAAUGGCGG